Hippoglossus stenolepis (Pacific halibut) is the source of this 2851-nucleotide messenger RNA. Its product is annotated as interleukin-17 receptor D. Bases 342 to 2144 code for a protein of 600 amino acids. Lineage: Eukaryota; Metazoa; Chordata; Actinopteri; Pleuronectiformes; Pleuronectidae. The transcript has 12 exons. Gene Ontology annotation, molecular function: interleukin-17 receptor activity; protein binding. The record is from RefSeq and is a predicted model, not a curated record.
UUCGAACAUUAUUAUAUUCUGUUGAGGAGCUGAACCUGCCGUGUGCCUCCUGCUCCUAAAUUAAAAAUUGAAAAAAACUGAGUGAUGCAUAACUGUUAAAACAUGCACAGCAAGUUGGCUGGGCUGCACCUCCACCAAUAGCCUCAAGUCACCCCUCCCCUCUUAGUCCUCCUUCCUCCUCCCACGUUCCUGUCACUCACACAGCAUUGCAGAUGCUUUGACAUUAGAUUUCACUCUUCACGCCGAGCGGAGGCUCCUUCAGACCAUCCUGUCCAGUGAGUGAAUGGAGUGUGUGUGAGUUUGAGCUCUGGUGCUGACAGUGUCAUGCUGGCUGCAGCAGGAUGUGGAGGUCAGCUCUUGUUGUGCUCCAGCUCGUCGUGCUUGGUCUCCCACUCUGGGCUCAGGACGAUGUCACAGCCACUGCUUUUGCUCCUCAGGACUGCACUCUGGACUGCGUCCGCCAGGGAGCACCAGGAUGUGAAUACUGCAGAAUAACAGGAGCCGAUAUCAAGGAGGCGCUGGGUUUCAACUCCAUCCAAGAGUUUGGAAGUUGUAUCCCUUGGCCAUGCUUGGAGCUGCUAGGAGAAGAAGACCCUGAGAUCUGUCAGCAUUAUGUCCAAGCGCCAAACGAUGUGACGGUUGAAUCUGUACAGGAGCCAAACCCCACCUCUGAGACUAUUCUUGUUUCCUGGAAACCCAGUUAUUAUGGGAUCGCCUUCCUGCGAGGCUUUCAGGUGACCCUCCAGGCGUUGGGAGGAUCUACUGUUGCCUGUCAGCUCUUUCUCUUCCACCGCAACGUCUCCCUCGUGGCUACACAUGCUCAAAGGGUGUACAGGUCGGACCCUUUCCCCGGACUCUCCGUUGGGUCCCAAUAUGCUGUUACCGUCAUGGCUCUGCCGGUGCCUGAGGAGUGGGAGAGGUUCUACAGCAGCAAGAUCUUCUCCACACGCUCUUGUGAAGAGAAGAACGGCCUUGAGCAGUGCAAAAAUGACUGGUAUCCCACAUAUGUCGAGGUGCAGCAGGAAGGGACUGCCAUCACCGUGACGUUUAACCUGGCUCCCCAAAACCUGGGCAUCACAAGUUACUUCUCCCUUUGUUAUGCAAACGGAAUGCAGAACUACACAGAAAUAACGCCUAAUUCUUCCAAAAACAAAACUCACCACAGCUAUCAGCUGAAUGACCUCCAAGAAGGAACCAAUUACACUUGUGAGAUUGCUGCUAACGAAGUGGAUGCAGUGAGAAAAGCUUUCAACGUUCAGGUGAUGCACAUUCACAAAGAAGGUCCCAGGACACACUUUGUCACUGCCUCCUUGGCUCUGAUACUUCCACUGGGCCUGGCUGUGGUAGCCAUUAUUGCAGUCCUACUGGCUGCUCUCACCAGGAGAAAGCCUGAGCUGCAGAUGGAGAAACGUGACAUAAAACCAGAUAUCACCAAGCAAUACCAUGACAGCGGGAGUCAGGAAGAAAUGGUAUCAUUACCCAGAAGUAGGCUGACCCCUCCUCGUCUGCUGAUUUGCUACAGCAGCUUUGAUGGUCCUGCACAUGUCAAAGCUGUCAUGCAAUUAGGGGCCUUCAUACAGCAGCACAUGGCCACUCAGGUGUGCCUGGACCUGUGGGACUCUCUCAGCAUGGCUGAGGAGGGGAGUAUGGCCUGGCACUGCCGGCAGAUCCGGGAGAGUGACUUUGUCUUGGUGAUCUGCUCCCAGGGCUUUAACCACAGAUUUGAGCCUUCAGGCCUAGAGAGUGAUGAUGAAGAGGCUAACAGGCGGCUGAACUUUGGGUCCAACUCCUUCAGCUCUAAUGCAGCCAUCCAACUUAUGGUAGAAGAGGUCUGCCGAGCUAAAGCUAGAGGCCAGGACCUGUCCAAGUACAUGGCAGCCAUUUUUGAGUACUCUGAGGAAACAGACAUCCCCACUGAGCUGAGGCUGGUAUCUCAAUACAGGCUGAUGAGUGACUUGCCGCUGCUCUUCUCCCACCUUCAUGGAGUUGCUCUCCACAGACCUGGGGGUUACCUGAAGAUAAACAACAUCUCAGAGGGAAGUUUUGCCAAGUUGCCUGCUGGAGCAGCUCUGCAGUGGGCUAUCCAUGAGGCAGGACUGGCAAUAGGAGGCAAAAUACAUACUUCUGUGGAAGAGGGGGAAUAAACACUAAAAGAGUCAAACUGUACACCCUGACCAAAUGAUAGCUCUCAGCCCAGAAAAGGAAAAGGUGGGAGUGGAGAUAAAAGUUGCUAAUGGCCCAAAACUUGCUGGUUUUGCAUCUAGCCAGGCAAGAUAAUCUGGAAGUUCACAGCAGAUGGUACAGAUAUACCUUUAAGCAAUCACCCACCUAACCAUCUCACCUCAACUGGGCUCCAGUGGCAGCAGCCAUGCACUGUGACCUCUAAUGUAUUAAUAUGUUACAUGUUAAGGAAGGAUUUGUACAAAGAACAUACAGUAAUGUGUGUAAUGGUCAGCAAAGCUAAAUGUAUUUGACAUCUUUUGUUAAUUUCAGUGGCUUUUAUCUUUUAUUUUUAUUGCAGUAACAUGUAAAAAGACACUAUGAAACUUUACUAGCACUAUAAAUAAAAAUCAUAUUAUCUAGUAAAUUAGUUUGUGAAUUUAUCCUGUGAGAAUGUUUACCUUGAAGAGGAUAGUGAACUUUGUAUACAUGUAAGCUUAUAUUUUAUUUAUACAUGUGCACAUUGCAUACAGAGAUAAGAAAGGAUUAAUAGGCCCAUCAUUUUAAUGGUAUUUUAUUUUUUAUUGUUUCAUUGUAUUUUAUUUUUGAAAGUAUUUUUUUUAUGUUGUAUUUCUAUUAAAUAUAUACUUUUACGCAUGAAAUCAUUUAAUAAAGUCAAGUUACAACAGGU